Molecule: messenger RNA, 4178 nt
Organism: Stegastes partitus (bicolor damselfish)
Lineage: Eukaryota; Metazoa; Chordata; Actinopteri; Pomacentridae
Gene: myclb
Product: MYCL proto-oncogene, bHLH transcription factor b
Exons: 3
Coding region: 143-1588 (481 amino acids)
Biological process (GO): regulation of DNA-templated transcription
Molecular function (GO): DNA-binding transcription factor activity; protein dimerization activity
Source: RefSeq, a predicted model, not a curated record
GAGGAAUCCUUGUGCCUGCUGCUGCUUUAUGGAGACUUAAAUUUUGCGCACGGCGGAUCUAUGAAGACGCAGACAGGUUUUUCACUCUCAACACCAGACACCGGGAACAGGGAGUGAUUUCUCCCCGCUGCCUGCAGCCCCCAUGCCGGGCAUUAGCUCCACCGCGCCUCGUUAUGAAAGCUGGGACAUGGACCACCUCGACCACUACCAGCAUUAUUUCUACGACGACCACGACCCGGACGAGGAUUUCUUCAAGUCCACGGCGCCCAGCGAGGACAUCUGGAAGAAAUUCGAGCUGGUGCCGACCCCGCCCAUGUCCCCCAUCCGGGCGGUGGAAGGGUCGGCCAGGGUCGGGCUGCUGUGCCCGUCUCUGGGGGAUAAGCUGGAGUGGGUCUCGCAGUUCUUGGGGCAGGAGGACGAGCAGCAACAGCAGCAACAGCAGCAGCAGCAGCAGCAGCAAGACCUGCCCUGCAGACUGACCACAGCCAACGACUCCUUCGGGAACCUGAGCUCCAUCAUCAUCCAGGACUGCAUGUGGAGCGGCUUCUCGGCCGGCCAGCAGCUGGAGAGAGUAGUAGGGGAGCGCUGCGCAUCCUGUCCCGGGACGGCUGCAAAAGUCGCCGCCGGAUCCGCGGUCACAUCCCCCGGGAGGGUGCAGGGUGCAGCCCCUGCCGACACCUCGGCCCUGAGCGGCUUGGCGGCGGACUGCGUGGACCCUGCUGCGGUGCUCACUUUCCCGUUAAACGGUGGAUGCAAGAAACAAGUGUCCUCCGGUUCAGAGUCACACACAGACUCAUCAGAUGAUGAAGAUGACAAAGACGACGACGAUGAGGAGAUUGACGUGGUGACAGUGGAGCACAAGCAGCAACGCAAACCUCGUCGCCUGGUCAACGCCCGUAAGCCGGUGACCAUAACGGUGCGAGCGGACCCGUUUGACCCCGGCAUGAAGCGUUUCCACAUUUCCAUCCACCAACAGCAGCACAACUACGCUGCCCCCUCCCCGGACACUCUGCCGACGCCGGCCGAGCCGCCUCGCAAGAGGGUCCGGCAGGAGGCCUCUACUCAGGCCAGCCAGCUUCACCAGAACUCUCACUACCAGCACCCACGGCCCGGCCACGCCCCCUUGAACUUGGACAGCAGAAGGUCUCACGUGACGGCGGCGGGAGUCAGGUCGGAGUCGCCUAACCUCAGCGCCUCGUCUCCUACCUCCUCCGCGUCGCCUUCAUCUCCCCCCUCAUCCUCUUCUUCCUCCUCCCAUCCCCAAAGCUCCCCUUCGAAGCCCCACUCCCUCGCCCACCUCUCCAGCCCCCAGUCGUCCGACUGCGAGGACACAGACAAACGCAAGGCGCACAACUUUCUGGAGCGCAAGCGACGAAACGACCUGCGCUCGCGUUUCCUGUCACUACGGGACGAGAUCCCGGGCCUAGCGGACUGCCCCAAGACUCCGAAGGUGGCGAUCCUGACCCGAGCCACGGAGUACCUGCAGCAGCUGCACGCCAGCGAGAGGCAGAAGGCUCAGGAGAGGAAGCAGCUGAAAGCCCGGCAGCUGCAGCUGCUACAGAGGCUGGCUCAGCUCAAACGGUCCUGAACGACGGGACGGGCUGUCACCUCACACGUUACACUCACAGAACUGAAUGGGGACUACAUGAAGGAGAAAAGACACUAAUGUUCACUUUGAGUUGGUCACGUUGGAAUAGUGCGGGUGGAUUUAUUAUUAUUAUUUUUUUCUGUUUUGUUAUUUUUGUGGUUUGCACAUUAGCUUCUGAGUGAUUGACAAGGCCGCAAGCCAUCAGGACAGCCAGCUAGGGACUGAUGUUAUGAGGCAUCUUUCGGGCAGAUUGACAUGUCCAUGGUCACUCAGUAUAGGUUCGUCAAACUGUUCAAUCUCCCCUUGUGAAAAAUAUUCCAAACUGUUGCUUGCUACAGGAAGGCCUGCCGUGAAUGCAGCAGUGUUUAUUUGAUAAACUGCUUCAACUGUGCUGUUAACUGCUGCACUGGUCUCCUUGAAUGUGAUAGGGCUCGUUGUGCUUGCACAGCUGUGAUGUCUCCCCUGAAGUUUCUUUGUAGACCCCCGCCUCCCCCCCUUACAAAGUUCAUCUCUUUUACGGUCCUCUGCCCCUUAGUGCUCGGCACACAACUUGUAAAUUUCAAGUUGCGCCUACUCUCUUCCCUGCUCUGUUUUAUUUCUCUUUGUCUUUCUCUCAUUAUCUCACGACGUCUAUCCUCUCCUCUGUUUGUUCCUUUGCUUUUCUUUGCUCCUUUUCCUCAUCAGCAGUCGGGAGUUUCUAACUUCACGCGAGCCUGAGACCUGCGAGAGUAAUGUUGCAAGGCUACAGUGUCGCUCUGCUUAUCUGGAACAGACGAGGUUAAAUCUUAAACUUCUGUGCCUGCAGGCGCCACUCAUAACUUUAGUAUUUCCUUCUUGCAUCACAAAUGUUUGGAGAGCGGCGUCAUGAUCACAGCGACGGCCUGUUUUUGUAGCAUUAUUUGGAGAAAAUAAAAAUAAGUUGCCAUGCAGACAUUGUUUGACAUUCAUCCAGAUUUUUCACGAAAACACAAUCUGUGAAAAACACUAUUGAAAACUUUUCCCGAGAUCUUUAUUAUUGUUGUGCCAUGGAGACCAGCCAAAAGGUGAAUGUCGGCUUCAGUUAAAUACCUAAAAAGAAACCUUUCAAGAAUGGCUUAAAUUAAAACCUGCGUUCGAGCAACAUCCAAAAUGCCAUCUUUUUUUGCUUGGAGAUGAAGCCCACUGAGUUCCAACUGUAUAUUUCUUUCAUCUUGCUGUCUGAUAUGUUUGUAUUUUUUUUUUUUUGUUGAUGUAAUGCCUUUAGAAGCCUUUUAAUGUAUGUAGACUAUCCAGUUGGAUGUUAUGUAUAUAGGACUCUUACUGUACAGUCCCUUCCAAACCAAAACCAGAGCUGUCUACUAUACUCAUCCUAGUUUUUCUUUCGGAGCCCCGCGUCCUAAACCCGGGGGCCAAGCUUGCUGGCUUUUCAAAGAUAACUCAAAGCUUCUAUUUUUGUUAAGAAAAUGAUUAUGAAAAAGAGUCAAAAUAAAACACUUUGAACAUCGAUCACACUAGCCACUUUGUCACAAUGGUUUUGUUGUUUUUUUGUUUUUUUUGCAAAGCCUACUUGUUUUCUUUUACUGCUCAUUAAUUUUCUGUCUCUGGGGUUUCUUUAUUUGUACAAGUCAGAGAUGACAAAAGUUUUUAUACUAUAUUUUCCUACAGAGUUGUGUUUCAGUGUGAGCUAAUGACUGUUUUCGUUUAUUGUAGCUGGCAGGGCUUCAUUGGUGGUUGUGUGCUGAAAAUUGGUACGUGUGCGGCUCUGCUUUCUCUCUCUGGAGCGGGAAGCACCUGAACGCUCCUGUAUUCAAUCCAGUCACUGUAGCUGUAGCACUCUCUUAGAUCUGGUGGUGUAGAGGGGGGGGUGGGGGACUUAAGAGGAUCUACCGAUUAAACUUCUGGCUGUGUGUAGCCUUUAGUAACCUUAAUGUUAAUGCUUUCUCUCUGUUUUUUUUUUUUUUGCAAGCCCGGUGCUCCCUAUUGUCCCGCAAGCCAUGUGACAGACAACACUGUAGCCCUGGAUCUAGUACUGUAAAUGACUCUAUCAUGAUGAGUAGCAUGCCCUGCUUUAAAAGCACUCAGGAAAAUCCAUGCAGCACCAUAGCUCUUGUGAUAGGGCCAUAGACCGCGCUUGAAAAGAAUGCCCCCUAUUAUAACAUGCUGUAUGUGUAAAAUAACCUCAAGACGCCACUUCAGAGCUGAGAAAAAGAGCAACACGUCAGAGGAUUCACGAUGGAUUAGGUUGAAUAAAUACUUAAAGAUAUCAUUAAUGUUUCCCUUCUUCCUCUUCCUUCCUCAAAAAUGCUAAUUAAAUCAGCACCGACCACCAGAAGCCCUGAUUGGAUUUUUUUUCACCCCCCAAUAUGGUGCAUCCACAUCAGUGGAUAGCACAGACUUUUUUUUUUAUUUUUUAUUUUUUUAUUUGACUUGUAUUGGUCACUGGUCUCUGCUGUGGCACAGUCAUAGUAGCAGUGGACGUUGCUUACUUACUUCAACGAUGGUGAUUUUGGAGCCUUGUCUCAGCACUUUGUUUUUUUCUGUACCUCAUAAGCCUCUAUGUAUGAAGAGUAAGUCAGAAAAAUUAAUAAAUUUCAUGGUUUGACAUCAUAAA